AUGGCGUUGCUCCAAGGCUGUGAGACUUCACUGGAUCUGACAUAUCAGAAGGUCACGGUUGCAGCGAAUAAGAUCUUUAAAACCCUCAGGGACAUUUCAAGAGCUCGAGCACAGAUGAAACAGUUUAAUUCUGUAUAUAUCCCAGGAAGCAAUACCUUACAGGCUUCUUACAAACCAUUGCUGAAACAAGUGAUGGAGGAGAUAUAUAAUCCUGAUCGACCUGACCCUAUUGAUAUUGAGCAUAUGUCUUCUGGGCUCACCGACCUUCUGAAAACGGGAUUCAGUAUGUUUAUGAAGGUGAGUCGCCCUCACCCUAGCGAUCAUCCUUUGCUGAUCAUCUUCCUGGUUGGUGGAGUGACAGUGUCUGAAGUGAAAAUGGUGAAGGACAUUCUGUCAGCACACAAGCCUGGAGCACAGGUAAUUGUGCUGUCCUCGGCGCUCCUGACUCCACAUAUCAUUCUUGAGUUGAUCUUUACAACAGACCAUCUACAGCCGGACAUUGGCAUCUGAAGAGCAGAGAAUCUGACCAAGUCGGGCAUCUGGUUUGGCUUGCUGAAAAUAUUAAACAAAACCCUCGUCUUCUAUCCUUCAGGGCAUUCUACUAAAAAUAAAAUCACCCCUCGCCUUGAUUCAGCCACUGGGAAGAAAUGGAUCUGAUAGCCGUAAAGAAAUUUACCUAGAACAUGAAAGCACUUGAAAAUCUUUUUGUUAUGUCAGUGACGUCAAUCCAGCAUUACUUCUGUCUGCAGUAAUAUCAUAUUUAACUGAAGUCCUUUUAUCUCCAGCUUGUUAACAUGGACUGUUCUUGCUGACAACUGCCAAGAGUCAAGAACACCACAGAUACCAGUUUCAUAAGAACACUGAGGAACAAUGAAAGAGAGCAGAAGGGUCUUCCAUUUUUAUAGCGAGUUUUCCUUCACUUUCUGCAGCAGUCAUGUCAGUUGGCUGGCUUGCGAUGUAAGCCAUGAACGGCAGAUUUAGUCAUAAAUGCAGUAUUCCCUGACAGAAAGUGGACCUCAGUGGCUUCUUCACAGUCAAGUGGUGCAGAGGAUGUUAAGUAGAAUAUUUGGCAGAUUUUAUAAUAAUAAUCCAUUUGCCAGUCAACAGGCAUCUCUUCAGUAAGAGAAAAACCUGGAACAGCCUGGUAGUAGCUUUCCAAAAGGUCUCUGUCUCCCGCUGGUGCUUAGCUAAGUUGGAGAUAAAUACAUAGCUCUUGAUGGCUGACCAUACAUUUGUACAUCAUAAGCCUGAUGGCAAAGUUUUGAGGGAUA
Gekko japonicus is the source of this 1271-nucleotide messenger RNA. RefSeq names its product sec1 family domain-containing protein 2-like. The transcript is spliced from 5 exons. NCBI's taxonomy places the organism in Eukaryota, Metazoa, Chordata, Lepidosauria, Squamata, Gekkonidae. The record is from RefSeq and is a predicted model, not a curated record. The coding region runs from base 1 to 510 and encodes 169 amino acids. Gene Ontology annotation, biological process: vesicle-mediated transport.